Messenger RNA from Cotesia congregata, 2196 nucleotides. The record is from the annotation of a GenBank genome assembly. Lineage: Eukaryota; Metazoa; Arthropoda; Insecta; Hymenoptera; Braconidae.
AAUAAUACCAUGGCCACGGUAACCGAAGACCGAGUAAUGGAUCUAAGAGCGGAAAUUGAAAGACUUUCACGUGAGCUUGACCUUGCGUCGACCGAAAAAAUUCAAUCAGCACAAUAUGGGCUUGCUCUUUUGGAGGAAAAGUCUGCGUUGGAGCAAAAAUGUAAUGAGCUUGAAGCACUCUACGAGAAUACCAAGCAUGAGCUUGAUAUUACACAAGAGGCUCUAGCUAAAUUUCAAAACACAACGAAAUUGACAACCAGAAGUGGUAUCGAGCAGGAAGAAAGCCUUUUAUGUGAAUCAGCGGCACGUGAAACAUCACUACAAUCGUUGAUAAUUGAAUUAGAGAAUGAAACAAAACAAUUAAGGCACGAAUUAGAACGAGUACAGGUAGAACGUGAUCACGCGUUGCAAGAACGCGAAGAUGUGGGUAAAAAUCAUGAGCAAGCUGAAGUUGAACGUAAAAAUUUACGAACUGAAUUACGAGAGUGCCGAUUUCGUGAGACAAGAUUGCUCCAGGAUUAUACAGAGCUUGAGGAUGAAAAUAUAUCCUUGCAAAAGCAAGUAUCAACCCUGAGGUCCAGUCAAGUUGAUUUUGAAAGUGCGAAGCAUGAGAUACGCAGGCUGAGCGAGGAAGUCGAGCUGCUGAACAGUCAAGUUGAGGAGCUGUCUAACUUGAAAAAAAUAGCGGAGAAACAGAUGGAGGAGGCACUGGAAUCACUCCAAGCUGAGCGAGAGGCCAAGUAUUCGCUUAAAAAAGAGUUGGACCAACGUAUGAAUAGCGAGUCUAUUUUUAAUUUGAGUAAUUUCGCCCUCAUACGCGGUAUAACUGAUGAUCAGACGAUAUGCAGUGAUGGAGAAGACGAUUCUCCGGCGCUCAGACGGAUUGAGGCUGACUUAAAAACUCAAGAACCCGGGACAUCUGCUGCUGGUAAACAAGUUGAUUUGUUUUCGGAAAUUCACUUGAACGAGCUGAAAAAACUGGAAAAACAACUUGAACUAGCGGAAUCGGAAAAGAGUGUGUUGUCACAGAAUUUAAAAGACAGCCAGCAUGCUGUUGAAAAAAGUCAGGGGGAAUUACAAUCAUUUGUUGCUAGAAUUGUUCAGUUAGCGGCUCGUGUUCAGUCGCUUCAGCAUUUACACUCUAAACUUCCGGAAAAACAAACUGAGGAAACGGCCAUCGAUAAACUCACUCAAGCUGUUAUGCAGUACCAUCAAUGGAGCACAAUGUCUGCACGAGAAGUUGAGCAGUUGCAGAAAGACCUAGCUGAACUUGAAGACAAUUUAACUGUUUCUGACGCAACCCAGCAAUUGCGAAUGGAAUUAACAAACCUCCGUAACAAGCUACUGGAUACUGAGCAUCGGAAUUCUCAGCUUGAAUCGGACAUUGAAAUUCUUUCAAAGCUGGCUUGUGAGGCUGGAGGGUGUCUAGACACGGCUCAGAAUGAUCUUCAGAAUAUUUCUGACGAGCUGGCUCAGCUUUACCACCACGUUUGCGCGGUAAAUGGCGAGACACCUUCACGAGUAAUACUCGAUCAUGAGAAAAUAGUUCCUGAGAAAGAAGAGAGUGAGGAUAAUGGAAAAAUUGAAUGGUUUAGAACACUUUCCAAAACAGAUUUGCCUAUCAAAGAUCUCAAGAGUCUUAGUAAAGCUAAAGAAAUCGCCGGCAAUGAAAAUAAAGCAGACGAAGGAGAUCUGCAGGAGCAGGUAAUAAAAUUAAAGGCGUUGUUAUCAGCUAAACGAGAACAGAUAGCAACUUUAAGAACAGUACUAAAAUCAAAUAAAAAUACCGCUGAAGUUGCGUUGACCAAUUUGAAGAGCAAGUACGAAAGUGAAAAGAGUAUCGUCAGCGAAACUAUUUCCAAGCUAAGGAACGAACUUAGACGGCUGAAAGAAAAUGCAGCGACAUUUUCAAGUCUGCGAGCAAUGUUUGCUGCGCGAUGUGAGGAAUAUGUAACACAAGUUGAGGAAUUGCAACGUCAACUGACUGCUGCCGAGGAGGAUAGGAAAACGCUCAAUCACUUGCUACGUCUCGCAGUUCAACAAAAGCUAGGACUUACUAUGAAAUUAGAGGAAUUGGAGGUUGACCGCGAAUUGAGAAAUAGUCGUAGACAUGGCGGAAGUGGCGGUGGUGGACGUGGCCGUGCUCCUCGCAUGCAACAGACGCACCGUCCUCAUAUGGGUAGAGAUUUUUUCUAG